Molecule: messenger RNA, 3436 nt
Organism: Odocoileus virginianus texanus
Lineage: Eukaryota; Metazoa; Chordata; Mammalia; Artiodactyla; Cervidae
Gene: FOXR2
Product: forkhead box R2
Biological process (GO): regulation of DNA-templated transcription
Cellular component (GO): nucleus
Molecular function (GO): DNA-binding transcription factor activity; sequence-specific double-stranded DNA binding
Source: RefSeq, a predicted model, not a curated record
AGUCUCAACCUCAAAGAAGUUUCUGUUUCAUCUACACCUUUGUCUUGGAGCCUUUUAAUAUGAGUGUAUGAAUGAUUUCAUGCUCUCUAUGCCUCAAUCUGGAAGGUGGUCUCACAGUGGGAUUGUACUGAGUACAGCACUGAAUGAUUCUCAGAUACACAGUGACGGUGACAGAAUCAAAGACAUGGCCACAAUCAUCAGUGAAAUGACAAUACAGACCAUCCCACUCCAAAUGGAUAACUAGUUGGACUCUUGGCUUAAACUUCAUGCUUUAUUACCUGGUCAUUCACCAAUAUUGAAGGACAGGGUACAGCUUCUAUGGAAGACUGGCAAAGACUCUUCUAAGAAGAUGAAAUAUGCAUGGAGACCUUUGAUCAGCUUUGGAUUUCAAUAACCUUACUGAACUGAGAGGAAAAGAGAAAUACCAUCUCAGACAAGCUGAGGACCGUCAUGAGGAUCAGUUGAGAUCAUCUAUGUGAAAUCACUUGACAAAAGGCACUUUUAAAAAAAUGAUUUUUUAAAACAUUUAAGAAUGACUCAAAAUAUAAUGUGAUACAUGUACAUGUUUGUUCCAUCGUUAAAUGAACUCAGCAAGAGUUGAAAGAUAUGCCAGACUUGCACCUGUUAUACAAGUCACCUUAGUUUGCACAUAGUUCAAAAUUUAUAGGUCCUCACUUGGGGACUCUGUGCUUCCAAUGAAAACUCAGGAAUUCUACCUUGAACUUUUUUCCUGCUAAAAAGUUCUUCUUAGUUACUUGUUUGUUUUGAGUUCCAUUCCAGAACAUUGUGGUUUCUCCAAGUUUAACAAUUAAUCAAUGAGGCACUGGUGCCCCCCUUUCUGGUAUAUCUACCUUCUGAUAAACUCUAGAUGAGAUAUACUGCAUCAAAACUGGUGCCUCAACAAAGGCUUUGAAAAGUGCCUCAGAGAUCUCUGUCCUUUUAGAAAUCUCUCUCCACCCACCUCUCCACUAAAGAUGGACCUAAAACUAAAAAAUCCUGAGUUCUGGUACAGUUUCCAUGGCCAGAUCCCAGGGCUGCUGGACUGGGACAUGGGAAAUGAGUUCUCCCUUUCUUGCACCACAGACCAGUGCCCCUUAGUUGAGCAGAACCUUGCCAGAUACAGACUUCAAGUAAUGGAGGCUCCAAAAGUACCUCAGGGGAGGGAAUCCAGCCCUGGAAAAGAUCGUCCUAACUCUGAACCCAACCUGUGGAUGUGGGUGAAUCCCAACAUUGCAUGCUCCCUUGGCAGCCGGGGGACCCCAGAGCCCAGAAAGAAAAAGGAUCUUGCACGCAUACGCGUUUCUCGUCAGCUACUCAGAGAUGAAGUAUCUAACUGCUCAGAGGCCACAGUGAUGCAGUCUCUGCCAUCUUCCUCCAGCAAGCAAUCUCCCCUACAGAAGCGGAUCACCUCUUCCUCCAGUGACAGGGAGCUCAUAGAAGAGGAGACCAAGGAAAAAGAUAACAACUCCUCUGUGGUCUGCCAGUCCCCAAACAAAAGGGAGUGCUUCCAGAGCCAGAAGCUAUGGCAAGGCAACAGCCAGGAGGAGAAGUCCUGGCCUCGUCCCCCCCUCAAUUACAGUCACUUAAUUGCUCUGGCACUUAGAAACAGCCCUCCCUGUGGCCUCAAUGUGCAAGAGAUCUACAGUUUCACCCAACAGCAUUUCCCCUUUUUCUGGACAGCUCCAGAUGGAUGGAAGAAUACCAUCCGCCACAACCUCUGCUUCCUGGACAGCUUUGAGAGGACACCAGUCAGCCCUCAGGAUGGGGCCAGUGCAAGGUCAAGGUCUGGCCUCUGGAGGCUUACUGAGGAGGGACACCGCCGCUUUCAGGAGACUCGUGCCUUAGCCUCUGUUAGAAGAGAGAGUAUUCAACAGUGCAUGAGCCAUCCAGAUCUUAUGACUUCCCUCUUUGAGCUUUGAACAACCCCUGCUCCCUUUCUAGAACACUGCCAAUCCUUCCUGUGGCUGCCUAUGCACUGAUUGGCCCUAAGUAGUCCCUAAGCCUACUUGGCCUGGUAGGUGCCAAGCCUGUAUUUAACUACUGCUUCAAGAAUGGUAUUAAAUAAAGUGAGAAGUGGAUACAGAGGAGGAGGCAAAAGCUUAGAAAGUUGUGUAAGGGCAGUGGCAGUUGUUCUGCAUUUUGAGCACAAGGAAAUCUUAGGAAAAACAGCAUGGAAGUUAAGGAGAGAAGAGCAUAUUAAAUGAGAAAAGGAAUUCUGUUUCCUGGAGAGUAUUCUCACACAUGAAAACAAAUGGUGGAGUAUAAAACAUCAAAUUCAAGAUGGAGACAGACCUUUAAGUCUCAGGUGCAAUGUGAAGAUAUAUAAGCAUAAAGAGAACUGGUUUUGAUGUUUAAAGCCUGAAGAUUCAAAUGUCCCCCUUCUACCAUUCAUCAGCUACAUCUCCUUUGUCAGUGAACCAUUUUACCCUUCAGAGCCUUUUUCCUCUUUUUUGAUCCUGGACUUCUCAGCCUUGUUCUGUUGCCAUCCACUUUCAGUACUGAAAAAGAAUUCCAAGCAGAUACUUUUUUACUUUGGAUAUUGAAAGUCCUUGAAUUGAGCUUGUAUUAACCUCAAGCCUUUUGAUGACAAAACUCUGCUUUCAGUUGUCAAACCUUUAUUGUGGAUGGGUGUCAAGGUCCAUCUGAGAUUCUGAGUUUAGUGGGAGACAGACAUAUAAACAGAUAUUUGUAAUAUAAAUAUAAUGAAAUAGAUGUACAAGGUUGCCGUGGAAAUGCGGAGAUAUUUUUUUCCUAAGAAAGGCAUUUUAAAGAAAAUACAUUUUGAGCUAGUUUUGAAGAAUAAACAAGGAUUUUAUGGGCAUAUAAACUAGAGAAAACACGUUACAAAAAGAAAACAUGACAGAAGAAACAGUAUGAACAAAGAAAAUGCAGUGUUUGGGAGAAUGGUAGGAAGUUCAGCACAGCUUAGCUAUAUUAGGGCCAAGAGUUGCAAGAAAGGUGGGCAAGAGGCCUUUCCUCUAUUACUUAGGUGUUUGUCAUGUGGGCUAUUAGGAACUAGGAGGUACAAGUGGUGUUUACUUAAAAUAAAAAUAAAUAAUAAACACUUCAGCAUUUGUUUUUCUAAUUUCAAAAUUCAUUUUAAUAUCAUUUCCAUACAAAUAGCUUCCUUUAUCAGAUUUAAGCAUUUCUUUCUGCCUUUUGUGUUAAUAUAUUGUUAAUAUAUAAUUAAUAUAUUGUUAUAUAUUCUGGUUAUUCUGAAAUAACCAGAAGAAAAUAUAUUACAUUUUAAGUAUGUAUUUAGGUGCAAAACUUUGAGUAAUGGGGAUACAAAAAUGCCUGUAAAACAUAAAUAAGUUUAAGAGUUGUAGAUCAGUUGAAACCUUUACAUUUUUGUGAUGGUCUACUAUAUCUCAUAUAAAACUAGAUCACCAGCCCAGGUUGGGUGCAUGAGACAAGUGCUCGGGCCUGGUGCACU